Nannizzia gypsea CBS 118893 is the source of this 1350-nucleotide messenger RNA. Its product is annotated as methionine aminopeptidase 2. The record is from RefSeq and is a predicted model, not a curated record. The transcript has 7 exons. Gene Ontology annotation, molecular function: metalloaminopeptidase activity. Gene Ontology annotation, biological process: proteolysis. Lineage: Eukaryota; Fungi; Ascomycota; Eurotiomycetes; Onygenales; Arthrodermataceae. The coding region runs from base 1 to 1350 and encodes 449 amino acids.
AUGGCUGCUCAGGCUGCCCCGGAGCUCGCGAAGCUUGACUUGAACAAGAAUACCGGCUCUGCCGAGGCCAGCACCGUUCCCGCUAGUGGUUCAGAUAAGGACGAUGCUGAGAACGAAGGAGACUCUGAUGAUGACAGAGACGACGAGCAGACAGGAGGCUCUGCCGAAGUAAAUGCAGAGAAGAAGAAGAAGAAGAAGAGACCGAAGAAGAAGAAGAAAACUGCCAAAGUCCAAUCUGUUCCUCCUCGCAUACCCUUAACCACUCUCUUCCCUAAUAACAGCUUUCCCGAGGGCGAAAUCGUGGAAUAUCUAAACGAAAACUCCUAUCGUACCACAAAUGAAGAGAAGAGACACCUUGAUCGCAUGAACAAUGAUUUCCUCGCUGAAUACCGCCAGGCUGCUGAGAUCCACCGUCAGGUGCGUCAGUAUGCCCAAAAGGAGCUUAUCAAGCCUGGUGCCACCCUCACGGAUAUCGCGGAGGGUAUUGAAGACGGAGUCCGCCACCUGACGGGCCACUUGGGUUUGGAAGAAGGAGACAGCUUGGUGGCUGGAAUGGGUUUCCCAACCGGGUUGAACAUCAACCACUGUGCAGCUCAUUAUUCUCCUAACGCCGGGAACAAAGUCGUUCUUCAACAUGGUGAUGUCAUGAAGGUGGAUUUUGGCGUCCAUGUUAACGGCAGAAUCGUCGACAGUGCUUUCACUGUUGCAUUUGAUCCUGUUUUUGACCCUCUGCUUACUGCCGUCAAGGAGGCAACCAACACUGGAAUCAAAGAAGCUGGUAUCGAUGUCCGCAUGAGUGAUAUCGGUGCAGCGAUCCAGGAAACGAUGGAGAGCUACGAGCUCGAGCUGAAUGGCACCUCUUAUCCUAUCAAGGCUAUCCGUAACCUGAACGGCCACACAAUCGGCCAGUACGAAAUUCACGGUGGAGUCAAUGGCAAGAGUGUCCCAAUUGUCAAAGGUGGUGACCAGACCAAGAUGGAGGAAGGUGAAACUUACGCCAUCGAAACCUUUGGCAGUACCGGAAAGGGAUACGUUAGAGAUGAUAUGGAAACAUCUCACUACGCUAAAGUUCCAAGUGCUCCAAGUGUGCCUCUUCGUUUGACUUCUGCAAAGAACUUGUACAGUCUUAUCAAUAAGAACUUCGGCACUCUACCCUUCUGCCGUCGAUACCUUGACCGUCUCGGGCAGGAGAAGUACCUUCUUGGGCUGAACAACUUGGUCUCUUCUGGACUUGUCGAUGCAUAUCCUCCACUCUGUGAUGUGAAGGGCUCCUAUACUGCUCAAUUCGAGCAUACUAUACUACUCCGGCCAAAUGUUAAGGAGGUCAUUAGCCGUGGUGACGAUUACUAA